AUGCUGUUCAGCAAGAAGCAGAAGCAGCCCGCACCGGAUCCGAACAGCGUAGAGCUGAGUUCGGAAGAGCUGAGCAAAGCUUUGAGCCUGCCCGUUCAGCGUCAAGAUGGAUCCAGCACCACGCUCGCAGAGCUGACCAGCGGCAGGCUUAGCAUUCUCAUCUUGAUCCGUCAUCAUCACUGUGGUGAGUCGGUCGUGCAAGAAAGAGCAGGCAGGGGCGAAUGCGGGCCCCGCAUUGAAUAGCAUACAUGCGCAUCAGUCUAGCUGCAAGCUGACCUCCUGUCCAUGCCGCAUUAUUUCACAAUUUCGCGAAAAAAAAGGUAUGUGCCAAGGAUACAUUUCCUCCCUGAAUGCCAACCCGACACUCUCCAAGCUUGCAGCUCCCGAUGCUCCUUCCAACGGCCCUCAACUCAUCGUGCUGGGUCACGGCGUGGCGGAAAAGGGCAUCGACAGGUAUCAAGACAUGACGGGCAACAAGUUCUUGAUGGUCAGCGAUCCAAGCGCAAAAGUGUUCGACGCGUUGGGCUGCAUCAAGAGUCUAGACAUUUCUGGUGACAUUGUGAGUUUGAAAGCGGCGCGGCCUUGCACUGACGUCGUGCACGAUGAUUCACCAUCCAUUCAAACUGCUUCCAUCCCGCAACCUUUUUUUUUUGUUUUGCUUUGUUUUGGUCUUGUGUGUUCUUCCCCCUUCCAGCCUUAUGACACACAAAAAAGCAAGAUGAGCGAUGUGCUGCACAGCGUGUGGGGCAUGGCCACUUCCGGCAGUCUGAUGUGGAAAGGAGGCGCAUUCGAUCAGCUUGGCGGUGACUUUAUACUCAGUCCAGGUGAGCGACACAAAUCGCGAGGGCUAGAGUUGCGCCCUCCACAUUCCUCUUUUCUUGGCCCCGCAUGACCGACCCUUUGCCUCCCCCGUCUUGUCAUGCUGCUGCUGCUGCUGCUGCUUGCCGCUCCUCACGAGCAGAAGGAAGAGUGCUCUACUCUCACAGGAUGAAGACGACGGUGGACCAUACGCGCGCAGAGGUGCUACUUCAAAAAGCUGGUUUGUCAGAAUCAAAGCCAGAGACGCAGCCUUCUUCAGACAACUUGCUGCCCACUCCUCAAGCAGAUACUCCCGCCGUGCCAGCCAUCUGA
Molecule: messenger RNA, 1131 nt
Organism: Ceraceosorus bombacis
Lineage: Eukaryota; Fungi; Basidiomycota; Exobasidiomycetes; Ceraceosorales; Ceraceosoraceae
Source: the annotation of a GenBank genome assembly